Molecule: messenger RNA, 1440 nt
Organism: Anguilla rostrata (American eel)
Lineage: Eukaryota; Metazoa; Chordata; Actinopteri; Anguilliformes; Anguillidae
Gene: erich2
Product: glutamate-rich 2
Exons: 12
Coding region: 475-1242 (255 amino acids)
Source: RefSeq, a predicted model, not a curated record
GUGUUGCUUACGCGCCGUUUACGCUAUGCGUGCGGUGGGUGACCGGCGUAAGUCUAUGAUCGGAAGGUCGAAACGUCACGGCUUAACAAGCGGAUAGACCUUAGUUAGACCGGUUUUCUUUGCGCAGUGUAUGGUUACUAUGGUGACAACAGUUUGGUUGCCCCUUUUCCACUAACGAUACGUAUCUACCGAGCUUAGGUAUUUUACUAUUAUUAAGUGUUGCUGACACGACAGCACUCCAAACUAAAAUAAGCUUGUAAGUGAACCACCUAGCUAUUUUUCGUGGUUUAGCUCUUGGUUUCGUUGUUUUACUACUCGAAGUAAGCUGUUAACGCAUACAUGGACAUGGCCGUUUCACGCAUGCUUACUGGUAGUAGCCGUUUAGAACAUUUUGUUUACUAGACUAACGUUUGUAAUCAACUAUUCUCUAAAAUUCGCUUCAUAGCCAUCGGAUAUUGUCGUCACCGUCUGGAUAUGAACAGAUUAGAAUGUGUCGUGGAGUCCCCAAAAAAUCUGUCCAACAAGGCCAUUGGUCAUCAAGCAGUUCGACGCCCAGAUGGAGUCAUGGUGGAAUCACUUGAUGUUCAACCACGGAAAGACUCCACUGUUCCAGUAAAAGAAAUGGAAAAGGAACUUGGGAAGUUGGAGGUGGUCAGUAUUGAUGGGAUUUUACCAGUGGAAACCAAUGAAAGCACUUCUCUGACCAGAGAAUAUGCGGGAUCCACCUUUUCCGGCUGUAAGGCCUUAAGGACCGACAUUAAUAUAAAAGGAAAACAGUCGCCUGAUACUACAGAUGGGACAGGAGAGCAAGCAUGUGCACAGGAUCAGCCAGGGUCUCUGCAGUCUGCCGACUACUUGUGCAUGACAUCUCAGGAUGAUUCCAAGCCGGAGGAAGAAGGGGAGAUCAGUGAAGAUGAGGAGCACAGAGCCCCGAUUGAGUUGUUUGCUGAGUUCCUGAAGUCAGUGAUGGAUAAAGACUACAUCCUUGCAAAAAAGCUCUGUCAAAUGAUUCUUAUUUAUGAGCCUGAUAACCCUGAAGCUAAACAAUUCAUUCCCUUAAUUGAAGAGAAGUUGCUUUUAGGACAGGAAGAUGAUGAGAGCUCCAAUGACACGGAGGAUAGCUCUGACUCCAGCGACAGCGAGGGGGAGUCCACUUCGAGCUCUGACAGCUCAUCCUCAUCAGAACAAGAAGGAAAGAAGAAAAAACACAAACUCUGUCCACCACCUCCUGUAUCUAAUUGACUUAUUUAUUGAUUAGCUUAUUUGAGUUUGACAUGCAUUGUGCAAAGUUGGACUACCAUGUCCUUAAAGCAUGUGGCUAUACUUACAGUUUGUUUAUGCAAUGCCUCUGUUAAAAGGAAUGUUGCAUGCUAUAUUCACUGUUCUUAAGACCAAUAUUUUGAAAUAAUUUUUAGUCUGUUAAUAAACCAAGCUACAGAA